This is a messenger RNA of Penicillium robsamsonii, 1701 nucleotides long. RefSeq lists its product as uncharacterized. Lineage: Eukaryota; Fungi; Ascomycota; Eurotiomycetes; Eurotiales; Aspergillaceae. The record is from RefSeq and is a predicted model, not a curated record. The coding region runs from base 1 to 1701 and encodes 566 amino acids. The transcript has a single exon.
AUGGCUCAUGGUCAUCACCGUCACUCGCGCAUCGACAAGCUAAUCAGCGCCAGGCGCCGCGCGGCCGUUGAUGAAGAUGCGGGCUCUGAUUUACUUGAGGAUGAUCCAUUUCAACAUCCCAUCCUCCCCGCUGUUAUACUUCCGGAUGAAAGUUGUGACUCGAGAAACUCGUUGUGUCUUGAGCAUGCCGUGAAUGAAUCUGAUCCAUUGCUUGAAAAGCGGGACGAGACGACCUCCGCCGACCCGACUCCUAUUGAGACUGUAUUGCAGAUAGUCGAUGCUAGCUCACACACCCUCUUCCAAUCGACCGGUACUGACUUGCCGAUGACGACAACGGAUUCUACGGAUGCUAGUUAUAUUCCGCCGGGCCCGGGCAGCUUGACUGCGACUGCGACUGCAAGUGCAAGUAUCCCUAUAGACUUAGGGUUAUUGACCUCGCCGACGCCCUCUCCUGCUACCCAGCCAACAUCUUCGUCACUACCCGAAACAUCAGUUUCAAGCAACUCCACGAUCUCAACUCAAACUUCUUUGACCACCACAAACUCCACGAGUCAACUUACAUCAGCAUUAAGACAUACCUCAGCAACAGUCAUCAUAUCGCCUGGAUGGAAUCCGACUCCACGAGUCGGUCCUCCUAGCUCUAUGCCCUCUGUUACGACAACGACAACGUCAAUGUCAACGUCAAUAUCACUGUCACUGUCAACCUCAACCUCAACCUCAACCCAGGCGCACAACCAGUGGUCAUAUUCCGGUUCUAGCUCCGACUCCAGUUCUGACCUCAGCUACAGCUCCAGUUCUGGCUCCACUGCCAGUUCCGGCCACUCAACGAGCCCAACCUCUAGCACAGACUACGCAACUUCUUCGACGGGUGUAUAUGGAGGUGCUGAGUCAACUGGCUCAACGACUGCUACCGGAUCCGCGCCAACCACAAGUGAAACAAACGCAUCGGGGGAUCCGACAAUCGAUCCCGAGACAUCUAAAAUUGUGGGCGGUGUAGUAGGAUCAGUUGCCGGCCUCGCUCUCAUUCUUUUCCUUCUAUUCUACUACCUCCGCCGCCGAGGAUUCUUUAUGGGCAAAAUAGGACGUCCCACUAUGUUAGGUGACGCGGCAGCAGGAGCAGGGGCCGGGCCUCGAGAUGUUGCCGAACGGCGCGAAAGCAACGACCCCCUCUUCACAGCCUCAUACUUCGCCCCCGCAUUCAUGAAGAAAUGGCGCCAGUCAACGGCAACAACGCGCUCCGGUAGCACCGUCAACUCUGUCCCCAGCGAACGCGGAUUCCAAAAGAUUUCCGGCAGAAAGCUCCCUCCCGUCUUCACGCACGGUGGCGACGGCUAUGGCGGUGGACUAGACGGCGAUUCCCCCACUAUCCCAGGCUUUACUCCCACGUCUUCAGCAACGGGACCAAUGGGAUCACCCUCCUAUGCUCCGCCCCCAACCUCACAAUAUGGCGGCAUGCCCCUAGACUCAAAAUACACCCGCGAGGUCGAAGAACACACCCCACCCUUACGCUCCAACCCCGUGCAUCUCCCUAUCUCCAGUUCGGUCAACGUUUCUACCCCGAUCACUAUCACACCUGCCCAUCCCGUUGCGCAACCCCAGAGCGCAGUCCCUUUCGCGCCCCGACCGGAUGCGCUCGGCCGCAGUCUGCAUAGUUUCGACGGGAGUCGAAGCAGCCGCUUCACUGAGGUUAUUGAUCCGUAA